Messenger RNA from Asterias rubens (European starfish), 2996 nucleotides. Its product is annotated as gamma-tubulin complex component 2-like. Lineage: Eukaryota; Metazoa; Echinodermata; Asteroidea; Forcipulatida; Asteriidae. The record is from RefSeq and is a predicted model, not a curated record. Gene Ontology annotation, cellular component: equatorial microtubule organizing center; gamma-tubulin small complex; spindle pole. Gene Ontology annotation, molecular function: gamma-tubulin binding; microtubule minus-end binding. The coding region runs from base 142 to 2877 and encodes 911 amino acids. The transcript has 20 exons. Gene Ontology annotation, biological process: spindle assembly; mitotic cell cycle; cytoplasmic microtubule organization.
UCUGGACAGAUCAUAUAAAAAAUAGGGCGCGCUCUUUCGACUGCUGCCUGGACACAACAGAAACAUAACUUGCUGUAAAUUACACUACACCAUCAGGUGCAACCUUUCAUUGUCAGAUGAUUCUAUAAAAAGGACUUCAACAUGAGUGAGUUCCGUGUGCAUCACCAAGUCAGUGAACUCAUCAAGAUUCUGGGUCUGCAUGGUGUGGAUGGCCCCGAGCUGUAUGUAGACCUACUGGUGAAGAACCGCACACCGUAUGUGACCACCCAGGUGUCCGCACAUAGCGCUAAGCGCAAGAUUGCUGAGUUCUCUCAGACCCCAGUGGAUUUUCUCCAGAAAUAUGAUGAGCUGAAGUCAAAAAAUGUCAGAGACUUGGAUGCCUUUGUCUACCUGUUGUCCAAGUUAUCUGAGGACAAAGACACAGUAGACAUACUACAACAGAAUGCCCAGGCUAUGCAGAUGGCAAUGGACAAGGCUGUUCUGCCGGCGUCUGGCUCCAAAAUGUCUGAACAAGAAGUUUCAGAGCUUCGGAACCAGCUUUUAACUUUAGCGAGCAGUGGAGCUACCACCAGUCAAGCAUCUGAAGUCUUCAAGAAAAUGAUGAGGGAAAAACAAUCCAGGAAAAAUUUGUCUCUCAAGUUGCCGGAGCUGUCUGCCUGGGUGUUUGAGAGGCCAAACCUAUCGGGAGACUUUGUGACGAGUCCUGGAGCCUCGGAGCCUGGUGUGGCCCUCGGGACUCUACCUCUAGGAGUGCAGGAAAUGGCCAUUGUUCAGGAUCUCCUCAUGGUCAUGACGGGGACAGAGGGAAAGUAUAUUCUGCUUCGCCCACCCACUGACCAAUCGUCAGGCCGCACAUUCAUCAUCGACCAAUCGCUGGACAUCUCUUUGCGGGAAGUAGCCAAUCGCAUUUUACCUGUAUGUACUAUGUACUCUUCUGUGGUACGAUUCAUUGAGGACAAAUCUUCAUUUGAGUACGGCGUGGUGAACCAUGCCUUGUGUGGAGCUAUGAAGACCCUUAUAAAGGAGUACUACAUUCUCACAGCACAGCUUGAGCACCAGUUCCGACAGGGCCAACUCCCGCUGCAGAGAUUCUGGUUCUACAUCCAGCCCUGCAAGCAGACUAUGGAGAUCCUCUCCUCGAUAGCACUAUCCAUAGACCGAGGGGCAUCAACAGGGGGCGCUGUUCUCAGCUUACUGCAUGAGAGGACGGUCACCAUGAUCGGAGACACCAGGGCGCAGAACCUAUGCCUGUUCCUCACUCAGUCAGCAUGUGCACCCUACUUUGAAGUCUUAGAGAAGUGGAUCUACAAGGGAAUUAUCAAAGACCCAUACUGCGAGUUCAUGAUAGAGGAGCACGAAGCAUACCGCAAGGAGAAACUACAGCAGGAAUACAACGAUGCCUACUGGGAGCAGCACUACACCGUCUGCCGAGACAGGAUACCGGUCUUCCUGGAGAAUGUCGCCGACAAAAUACUACGGACGGGGAAAUACCUCAACGUCAUCAGGGAGUGUGGUCGUGAUCCCAAGUGUCCUCAGGCUGAAGAGAUACUUUACACAUUGAAGGAGCGUCAGUAUGUAGAUCAUAUUGAACAUGCCUAUCAGUACGCUAGCAAGGUAUUACUGGAUCACAUCAUGGAGGACAGAGACCUCAUGCCAAGGCUCAGGUCCAUCAAGAGAUAUUUCCUGCUAGAGCAAGGAGACUUCUUUGUCCAUCUGAUGGACAUAACGACCGAGGAAUUGAAGAAACAAGUGGAUGAGAUCAUCCCAAGCCGGCUGGAAUCACUCCUUGAGCUUGCUGUCCGUACCAGCCAGGCCAACUCUGACGCCUUCAAAGAUGACUUGAGGGUGGAGCUGCUUCCAUAUGAUCUCAUCACACAGCUCCUCAGAAUUCUCUCCAUUGAAUCAAGAAUUGAGAAAUCUAUCAUUCAGGAGAUUGACCCAACAGAGAUCCACAUCUCAUGCUUGGAAGCUUUUUCCUUUGACUACGUUGUCAGGUGGCCGGAAUCUCUCAUUCUCAGCAGAAAGGCAUUAACACGAUACCAAAUGCUGUUCAGACACUUGUUUUACUGCAAGCACGUCGAGAGAAUACUAUGCAAUCUAUGGGUCCUGAACAAGGCUGCUAAGAAGUACACACUACACUCGUCCAAGUGGUACGCAGCAGCCUUUGCGCUUCGGCAACGCAUGCUCCAUCUAGUGCAGAACCUCCAGUACUAUAUGAUGUUUGAGGUGGUGGAGCCAAACUGGCAGGUCAUGGAGACCAAGCUCAGACAGAUAUCCAACAUUGAUGAUGUGUUGGACAUUCACACUGACUUCUUAGACAAAUGUCUAAAAGACUGCAUGCUGACCAACCCAGAGUUAUUGAAGAUCGUCAGUAAACUCAUGCUCGUGUGUGUCACAUUUGCCAAUUGCAUCCAGAGAAUGACGGAGACGAUGAACGUAGAGGGAGAGGCCAGCUUCCUGGUGGAUACUACAGAUCCUAAAGGCAAGGACAAGGAUAAGACAGAGUCUAAGAAAUGGAAAGCUGCUACCAAGGUCGCUUCAGAGCACGUGGACCAGUUAAUCGGCAGCGAGGAGUUCGCCAGCACCAUCGGCAACUUUGACAGUAACUUCUCCACUCUGCUGGUGAGCCUGCUGGACCAGCUGAGCCUGUUCAGCACGACGGACUGUGAACACAACAUGACCAACAUCAUACACAGGCUGGACUUCAACGGGUUCUAUACGGAGGGGUUGGAGAAACUCGCCGCUGAGCGACGGAGCCGAGAGCUGGAAGAGCAAGAUCUAGGUGCCUCUGGAAGUUCUCUAACAAGUGUGUCAAGUCUGUCAUCUAAAGGAAAGUCUGGCGCCUCUAGCUUGAGACCUGGCAGUAGGGAUCCUUGAUGGAGUGAAGUCUUGGUGAUACUUAAAACUUCUAUGCAACUUCAACCCUGAAUAAGGCCGUGUCCGAAACGACGACUUCGGCUACAGCUACGUCUAGAUCAGCGCGUCUACCAGUGUUG